UUGUGCAUCAUGAAAGGUCCAUCUUCACAUCCCGCCUAGAGCCCCGUAGGAAAGAACGGGAAUGCCCACAAACCACAGACGUCUGCACCGACGACUUCCCCACCUGUGGACUCGCCGACAACGGACAGACUGUGGACGACGUUGAAGCGCGUGGUGCCCGAUCGAAAAGCCCUUGCGGAUGCAACGUCACAACUGGGAAAGACACAAGUGAUGGAUGUGGCGCGCCGCGGACUGGACGCGGCUCAACGGUCGAUCGUGGACGCGACCUCGCAUGGCGCAAAGUACAUCCAGGACAAAUCUCACCAAGGCGCUCAAGCAGUGCAAAAGGUAGCUGUGGAAGCUACGACGAAACGCGUCCAAGCCCUACAGAAUGCUACGACACACGUUGCCUCGAAAGGCGUGCAAGCGGUACAGCAAGCGAUCGUCGGCGUUGGGACAAAGAGCGCACAAGUUGUGCAGGCCACGACUGACAGCGUCAAGACUAGGGCAAAGGAAUCGGCUGCGUAUGUCCAUCGCCAUACGACCAAGAAAGCGGUCGAUGCCGGCAGUGCGUUGGUCGAGUCGUCGUCGGCCGCGUUGAAGCACACGACAGAGCGUUUGCAUGCCUCCACCGAACACCUGCGGGAUCCCGCCAAAGCCGCGCGGCGAGUGCGCAAUCAAGUGCUGCUGCUGGUGUUUUCAGGCAUUUUUGUCUACGGUUUCGCUUCGUCGUUGCCGUCGGCACUGGCUAAAUAUGCCGUCGAGAGGCAAAAGCACCAACACCGGACCAACGACACCGUCCACGCCGCAGAAAGCUCACAAGUUGUGUAAAACCAUGCCUACCAUUCCCUUGUACCGUUUCGG
Molecule: messenger RNA, 843 nt
Organism: Aphanomyces invadans
Lineage: Eukaryota; Oomycota; Saprolegniomycetes; Saprolegniales; Verrucalvaceae
Exons: 2
Coding region: 211-810 (199 amino acids)
Source: RefSeq, a predicted model, not a curated record